Messenger RNA from Hevea brasiliensis (rubber tree), 1264 nucleotides. RefSeq lists its product as uncharacterized. The record is from RefSeq and is a predicted model, not a curated record. Bases 464 to 1207 code for a protein of 247 amino acids. The transcript has 2 exons. Lineage: Eukaryota; Viridiplantae; Streptophyta; Magnoliopsida; Malpighiales; Euphorbiaceae. Gene Ontology annotation, molecular function: protein dimerization activity.
CUGCCGACAAAAAGAGUUUCCCUUUGCAAUUUCUCUCUUCAUCUCUACUUCACUCUUUUUUUCAAUUUUACUUUACUCCAGUAUUUCUUGAAUCAUUUGCCUAAAUCUAUAUGGACAUGCUUUGAGAAAAACAAUUAGAGAAUGUGUUUGAAGGAAUUGCAAAAGGUGAAAUAAAAACUGAACAAGUUCUAAAUCAAGAAAUGGCAUUGAAGAGACCGAGAGAUACUCAUUGGAGUUCUAAUUAUGGUACGCUUAUUAAUUUGAUACAUUUAUUUCUUUCUGUCAUUGAUGUUCUUGAGUAUAUUGAAGAAAAUAGUAGUGAAGGGCUGAAGCAAUUGAUUUGUUAGAUAUUAUGAAUUGAUUUGAAUUUGUCUUUGUGUUGUAUCUUACAAAAAAAAUUUUAGGAAUCACACAUGAGUUAUCACAAGUUUUACAGAGAAGGGAUCAAGAUAUUGUAAAUGCUAUGAAUCUAGUUAAAGUCUCAAAAUGUCGUCUGCAAGUGAUACGAGAAAAUAGUUGGGAAUCUUUGUUACUUGAGGUAUUGGAAUUUUGUGGUAAAUAUGAUAUAGUUGUAUUAGAUGUGGAGGAUGUUUAUGUAGCUAGAGGGACAUCAAGGCGUAGAAGUGAAGAAAUGACAAAUCUUCAUCACUAUCGUGUUGAGUUAUUUUAUUCUGUGAUUGAUAUGCAGUUUCAAGAACUUAACAAUCGAUUUGAUGAAGUGAAUACAAAUUUGCUUUUAUGCAUGGCAUGUCUCGAUUCUAAGGACUCAUUUUCUACAUUCGAUACGAGCAAAUUGAUUCAACUCGCAAAAUUUUAUCCAUAUGAAUUUUCUCUAGUUACUCUAAUUAAACUUGAAUCUCAGCUUGAGAACUUUGUCUUUAAUAUGCAUAUGGAUAAGAAAUUUUCUGAAGUGAGUGGAAUUGGAGGUCUUGCUGAGAAGAUGGUUGCUACAAGAAAGCAUAUUGUUCUUCCUUUGGUAUAUUUGUUAAUCAAAUUAUCAUUAAUCUUGCCAGUUGCUACAGCCACAGUGGAAAGAGCUUUUUCUGCAAUGAAUAUCAUUAAAAGUUCACUUCGUAAUAGAAUGGGAGACGAACUACUAAAUGAUUGUUUGGUGACUUACAUUGAAAGGGAUGUAUUUGCAAGUAUUGAUAAUGAAGUUAUUAUGAAUAGAUUUCAGUCAAUGAAAAAUAGACGAGGAUUAUUGUAAUUUAAUUAUAACAGUUUAUUAAUAUUUUCUAAAUAAUCUUCUUGUCAAUUUAUAUUU